Messenger RNA from Tinamus guttatus (white-throated tinamou), 1440 nucleotides. Lineage: Eukaryota; Metazoa; Chordata; Aves; Tinamiformes; Tinamidae. The record is from RefSeq and is a predicted model, not a curated record.
AUGGGGAUAAAAACGGCAGCGUCUGGGGCCAAGGGCCGCGGAGGGAGGGAAGGAUCCCGAGCCCUCCACCGCAUCCCGAACCCCCUGCCGCAUCCCGGCGUUCCCGGCGCCCGUGUGAAGAAGGCGCUUUGCGUGCUCAUCCAGCACAACCUGGUGACCUACCAGGCGCAGAAGCGCGGCGGCGUGGAGUACGAGGCGCAGUGCCCGCGCGUGCUGCGGAUCCUGCGCUACCCGCGCUACAUCUACACCGCCAAGGCGCUCUACGGCGACACGGGCGAGCUCGUCGUGGAGGAGCUGCUGCUCAACGGCAAGAUGACCAUGAGCGCCGUGGUGAGGAAGGUCGCCGACCGGCUCACGGAGACCAUGGAAGAGAAGGAGGUGCCCAAAGAGGCUCUAAGCGCCCGCUCCGAGCGGCUCCCGGGGCAGCGCGGCGCUCGCGAGCCCGCGGGGCCGCCCGCGGCGUCGCCCGCGCUGGUGCUCAGCGAGAAGGACAUGUACGCGGUGCCCCGGCUGAGCCUCGCAGGUGAGACCCUCCCGCGCGGGGCCCGCGGGAGCCGCGCGCCCGGCCGCGCGUUCCAACCCAGCGCCGCCUUCGGGAAAACAGGGAGAGGGAAGCGGACGCGGUCGUGCGACGAGGACGAGGCCCCGGAGCACAAGGCUAAAAAGCAGAAGCGAGACGGAGACGGUGCCGAGACGCCCCCGCCCGACGACGGCAUUUACUGGCAAGUCAACAUCGACCGGUUCCACCAGCACUUCCGAGACCAGGGAAUAGUGAGCGCCGUGGCCAACCGCAUGGACCAGACGAGCAGCGAGAUCGUGCGGACGAUGCUGCGCAUGAGCGAGGUGACCACGUCGUCGAGCGCCCCGCACACGCAGCCGCUCUCCUCCAACGAGAUAUUCCGAUCUCUUCCCGCCGGAUACAACAUCGUGAAGCAGGUUCUGGAUCAGUAUCUCACGCUGCUGGCAGAUGACCCACUGGAGUUCGUGGGUAAAUCUGGGGACAGCGGUGGGGGAAUGUACACGGUCAAUCUUCACAAGGCUCUUGCGUCCCUGGCAACGGCGACCCUGGAAUCCAUCGUGGAGGAAAGGUUUGGCUCCCGCUGUGCCAGGAUAUUUCGCUUGCUGCUGCGGAAGAAGCAUCUGGAGCAGAAGCAAGUGGAGGACUUUGCCAUGAUCCCGGCCAAGGAGGCCAAGGACAUGCUGUACAAAAUGCUCUCCGAGAACCUGGUGUCCCUGCAGGAGAUUCCCAAGACUCCGGACCACGCGCCGUCCCGGACCUUCUACCUCUACACCGUGAACGUCCUGUCCGCGGCGCGGAUGCUGCUGCACAGGUGCUACAAGCCGAGCGGCGCGCGCAGCAGCUUCACGGCUUUAUUGCAUCCAAACAGUGACCGCGGUUACAAGAAAACCAAGAAAAGUGCUAAAAUCUGCUACGGGUGA